CAACUCUAUGGCAUCAUGGAUGAUAUCUGUAAACUGGUAGAUACCAUUCCACUUCAUGAGCUUAAGUUUCUGUCCUGUGCAAAAGAACUUCUCCAGCAGAGAGAUCUCAGGAGAAAAUUGCUAUCUAAUUCUGUCACUUUGAACAAAAGUAGCAUAAACAACACUUCUCCUAGAAACUGUAAGGCAUGUGUGGACCAGGGCCCUCUUGUGUGUCCUGGCCCGAACUGGAGCUUCAGUUCUGACAGGAACUCACCAAAAUCCACAAACGUCCCAUCUAUGCUUUCUGGGACUGUUAAUUCAAACAAAUUUUCUACCAAAAAAAAUCAAACCUUGGAUGCCUCUUACGCUUCAAAGCGAAGUAUUGAGGAGAUCACCUGCCCAGAAACUACAGCACUGUCUUCUUCCAAGGUAAAUGGCAAAGAGGGAGCUUCUCUCAGCCUCUGUUCUGAGAUGUCCUUGGACAGCAGCUGCUGUGAAAAACCAGGGGUGAGAAACAGUGGAAACCAGCAUCUGCUGGAGAGGCCUCUGACAAGCACAGCUCUGAAAGGUCAGAGCAAAGCUCCUACUGGCAUUCCUGCAGAAGACAGUUUAGGUAUAAAUGAUACAGGCUUUGACCUUGAUCACUUUGAUAUUGAUGAUUUUGAUGAGGACUGGGAGAAUUCGGUGAAUGUUUCGGUACCUGAGACACCAUCUACACCGUCGUAUCAGCCUGUCAGGGAAGGGCCACCUGCCAAAUCGCUGUUGUCAAAGAUAAUGUCCAGAGCCAAAGGGUCUUCUGUUGUAUCAAAUCCUGCUGCUCCGAAAUCAAGCUUCUUGAUGGCAACGAAGAACCGUUCAGAUCCACUGGUUAAUAACCCUGCACUAGAACGUUUCAAGGGUAUGAAAUUUUCCCAUUCUGAAGAAAUGAUGAAUAUAUUUCACAAAAAGUUUGGUUUGCACUAUUUUCGGACAAAUCAGCUGGAGGCCAUCAAUGCUGCUCUUCUGGGUGAAGAUUGCUUCAUCUUAAUGCCCACUGGUGGUGGUAAAAGCUUGUGCUACCAGUUACCAGCAUGUGUCUCUGCUGGAGUCACUAUUGUUAUCUCUCCACUGAGGUCGCUGAUAAUAGAUCAAGUACAGAAACUGAAGACUUUAGAUAUUGCUGCAACACAUCUGACUGGUGAUAGAACGGAUGCUGAUGCUUCAAAAAUAUACAUGCAAUUGUCAAAAAAGGAUCCUGUAAUAAAACUUCUGUAUGUUACCCCUGAGAAGAUUUGUGCAAGCAACCGACUGAUGUCAGCCCUGGAAAAUCUCUAUGACAGAAAACUCCUAGCGCGUUUUGUCAUUGAUGAGGCCCACUGUGUCAGCCAGUGGGGUCACGAUUUUCGACAAGACUACAAACGACUGAAUAUGCUCCGCAAGAAGUUCCACUCUGUUCCUAUGAUGGCUCUUACUGCCACUGCUAACCCCAGAGUACAGAAGGAUAUUCAGAAUCAGCUUGAGAUGCUAAAACCCCAAGUGUUUACAAUGAGCUUCAACAGGCAUAACUUGAAAUAUGAUGUAUUGCCCAAGAAGCCAAAGAAGGUGGCCAUGGAUUGCUUGGAAUGGAUUAAAAAAUAUCAUCCACAUGACUCUGGAAUAAUUUAUUGUCUUUCACGUCAUGAAUGUGACACAACAGCGGCUAUUCUGCAGAAGGAAGGUCUUGCUGCACUUGCCUAUCAUGCUGGCCUUGCUGACUCCAACAGAGAUCUUGUACAAAAGAAGUGGAUUAAUCAAGAAGGAUGCCAGGUUAUAUGUGCAACAAUUGCCUUUGGGAUGGGAAUUGAUAAACCUGACGUACGCUAUGUUAUCCAUGCUUCUCUUCCUAAAUCUAUAGAAGGUUACUAUCAAGAAUCUGGCAGAGCUGGACGAGAUGGUGAAAUGUCUCACUGUCUGCUCUUCUACAGCUACAGUGAUGUAACCAGAAUUAGAAGACUAAUACUAAUGGAGAAAGAUGGAAACAGUCACACAAGACAGACCCACUUUAACAACCUGUACAGUAUGGUUCACUACUGUGAGAAUGUAGUUGAUUGCCGGAGAAUUCAGCUUUUGGCCUACUUUGGGGAAACUGAUUUUAAUCCCACCUUCUGUAAAGAUCACCCAGAAGUAAUUUGUGAUAACUGCAGUAGAAAGAAGGAUUACAAAUCAAGAAAUGUAACAGAUGAAGUGAAGAGCAUUAUAAGAUUUGUACAACAGCACUGUGGACAAAUGGGACGAAUAAAUGCAAAGAGAAAUACAGGUUCUGGAAGAUACACGUUGAAUAUGAUGGUAGACAUUUUCUUGGGUACGACAAAUGCGAAGAUUCAGUCUGGAAUAUUUGGGAAGGGAGCUGCCUACUCAAGGCAUAAUGUUGAAAGACUGUUUAGAAAACUGGUCUUGGACAAGAUACUGGAUGAAGACUUGUAUAUCACAGCUAAUGACCAAGCGGUAGCAUAUAUAAUUCUAGGAGAGAAAGCUCAGGCUGUGCUAGAUGGAUUGCUACAGGUGGAGUUUCACGUAACAGAAAGUGCCAGUGCCAUCAGAAAGCAAAGGGCUUCCACAGCAAAAAUGUCACAGCGAGAAGAGAUGGUUAAAAAGUGCCUUGGGGAACUUACAGACACAUGCAAAAUGCUUGGGAAAGUCUUUGAUGUGCAUUACUUCAAUAUUUUCAGUACUUCAACUCUAAAGAAAAUAGCAGAAACCUUGUCAUCUGAUGCGGAGGUUUUACUGCAGAUUGAUGGUGUCACAGAAGACAAAUUGGAAAAAUAUGGUGCAGAAAUAAUUAAAGUGAUGGAUAAGUACUCUGGAUGGACCAAACCAGAAGAUGCCUGCCAAAGUGUGGAUACAGCUAUGGGAAGCACUGGCACACCUGAGAGUGAUGAAGAAGCAGAAGGUGUAGUUACAACCUCCAGCUAUUUUUGCAAUAAUGCAAACCAAAGAAGGAAAAGGAAAAGGCCACCAAACUUCAGAGAAUCAAAGAGGAAAAAGACAAGUAAUGGUGGUAACAAGCAGUUUCAUCCCAAAGGUGGUUACAGCAAGUACAGAAGGACCAAAAGGCCAUCUAGCUCAAAGGCUCCAGCUUCAUCUGGCUGCAGUUCAGCAUCGUACAGUGUUAGUGCCACACAAGGAGCUGCUGGAAAGCUGGGGAUUAUGGCACCACCGAAACCCAAAACCAGACAAUUCCUUCAGCCUUCAUAUUCGAUAUUCUAA
Messenger RNA from Haliaeetus leucocephalus (bald eagle), 3204 nucleotides. It is a transcript of the gene BLM, whose product is annotated as Bloom syndrome, RecQ helicase-like. Gene Ontology annotation, cellular component: chromosome; cytoplasm; nucleus. NCBI's taxonomy places the organism in Eukaryota, Metazoa, Chordata, Aves, Accipitriformes, Accipitridae. Gene Ontology annotation, molecular function: DNA binding; four-way junction helicase activity; hydrolase activity, acting on acid anhydrides, in phosphorus-containing anhydrides. Bases 16 to 3204 code for a protein of 1062 amino acids. Gene Ontology annotation, biological process: double-strand break repair via homologous recombination; DNA replication; telomere maintenance. The record is from RefSeq and is a predicted model, not a curated record. The transcript is spliced from 17 exons.